AUGCAGCUGCUCCUGCUCGUGCCCCUGCUGCUGGCCCCGGCGCCCGGGUCCUCGGCUCCCAAGGUGAGGCGACAGAGUGACACCUGGAGCCCCUGGGGUAACUGGAGCCCCUGCAGCCGGACCUGUGGAGGGGGCAUCACCUUCCAGGAGCGCUCCUGCUACUCGCAGAGGAGAGAUGGGGGCUCCAGCUGUGUGGGCCCCACUCGCAGACACCGCUCUUGCCACAUUGAGAGCUGCCCCGAAGGUGCCCGAGACUUCAGGGCGGAGCAGUGCUCGGAGUUUGACAGCCACGAGUUCCAGGGCCGGAGGUACAAGUGGCUGCCCUACUACGGGGCCCCAAACAAGUGUGAGCUGACCUGCAUCCCCAAAGGGGAGAGCUUCUACUACAAGCACAGGGAGGCCGUGGUAGAUGGGACGCCCUGCGAGCCUGGCAAACUGGAUGUCUGUGUGGAUGGCAUCUGUCGGGUUGUCGGCUGUGACCACAUGCUAGAUUCAUCAAAGCAGGAGGACAAGUGUCUGCAGUGUGGGGGUGAUGGCACAACCUGCUACCCUGUCACCGGCACCUUUGAUGUCAGUGACCUCAGCAGAGCGGUGAAGAGCAUUCAGGGGGAGUACUACCUCAAUGGGCACUGGACCAUCGAGGCUGCCCACACCCUGCCCGUGGCCAGCACCAUCCUGCACUAUGAGCGCGGUGCUGAGGGGGAUCUAGCACCUGAGCAGCUCCAUGCCCGAGGCCCCACCUCGGAGCCCCUGGUCAUUGAGCUCAUCAGCCAGGAGUCCAGCCCUGGCGUGCGCUACGAGUACUACCUGCCCCUGAGCACCCCUAGGCCCAGCUUCAGCUGGAGCCAUGGCUCCUGGAGUGACUGCAGUGUGGAGUGUGGCAAAGGUUACCAGUCCCGCCCAGUGUUUUGCACCAUUGACAAUGAGGUCUACCCUGACCACAUGUGCCAGCACCAGCCACGGCCAGCAACUCACCGCCCCUGCAGCCUUCACCCCUGCCCGCAGACCAAGCGCUGGAUGAUAGGGCCCUGGACACCCUGCUCAGCCUCCUGCGGAGGUGGCUCCCAGUCCCGCUCCGUCUACUGUAUCUGGUCCGAUGGGGCUGGCAGCCAGGAGGCUAUGGAGGAGGCCCAGUGUGCAGGCCUGCCUGGGAAACCCGCUACCACCCAGGCCUGCAACCUGCAGCGCUGUGCAGCCUGGCGCGAGGAGCCCUGGGGAGAGUGUUCUGUCAGCUGCGGUGCUGGGGUCCGGAGGAGAAGCGUCACUUGCCGGGGUGAUGAGGGGUCUCUGCUCCAUGCAGCAGCGUGCUCCUUUGAGGACCAGCCACCUCUCACUGAGCCGUGUGUGCAUGAUGACUGUCCCCGCCCCAAUGACCAGGCCUGGCAUGUGGGUGCCUGGGGUCUAUGCUCCAAGAGCUGCAGCUCAGGCACGCGGAGACGGCAGGUCGUCUGUGCCAUUGGGCCAACCAGCCACUGUAGGAGCCUGCAGCUGUGGAAGCCUGCAGAGGUGGAGCCCUGUAACACGCAGCCCUGCCAUCUUCCUCCCGAAGUCCCCAGCAUGCAGGACAUGCACACCAGCCUCAGGGCCCCCUGGAUGUCUCUGGGCCCUCGGGAGGCCCCCACCUCAGAUUCCAGAGACCAGCGGUGGGCACCCCGGGAGCAACCCUUGGCGCAGGGUAACCCCAGAGGAGACCAGGACCCCCACCUACCGGCCCCAGGCCCAGCCUCUUCUCUGAGGCAGUCCCGGAACCAGCAGCCCCUGAGGUCUGGCUCGGGAUCCCAGGACUGCAGACACAGCCCCCACGGGUGCUGCCCCGAUGGCUACACGGCAUCUCUUGGGCCUCAGUGGCAAGGCUGUCCUGGGACCUCUUGUCAGCAGAGCAAGUACGGGUGCUGCCCUGACUGGGUGUCUGUGGCUGAGGGGCCCCAUCAAGCUGGCUGUGCAAGGUCUUAUGGCGAUGGCAACGCAGGGAGCAGGCCGGGGUCGAGAGCAGUGGCCUCCACAGCCCCCCAGGCCCACCAGCCCCAGGCCCAGCAGAAUGAACCCAGUGAGUGCCGGGGCUCCCGGUUUGGCUGUUGCUAUGACAAUGUGGCCUCUGCAGCAGGUCCUUUUGGGGAAGGCUGUGUGGGCCAGCCCAGCUACGCAUACCCUGUGGGGUGCCUGCUGCCCAGCGCCCUGGGCUCCUGCACAGACUGGGCCCCUCGCUGGUACUUCAUCGCCUCUGUGGGCCGGUGUAACCGCUUCUGGUAUGGCGGCUGCCACGGCAAUGCCAACAACUUUGCCUCGGAGGAGGAGUGCAUGAGCAGCUGCCGGGGCUCUCAGCAUGCACCCCGCCACCCCGAGCCUGGGGCCGCUGGCCAGAGCACCCACAGAGAUGGUGGCAGCGGCAGUCCUGGAGGCAAGCAGGAGGCCACUCAGAGAAAGCCUGGGCCCGGGGAGGCGCACCACACCCAGGACUCAGGAGAACGGCCCCUGGGGCCUAGCACCCCUGGACUGGGCGGAGAUGCUGGGCGGCCAGCACCACACUCCCACAGCUCCUCCUACAGGAUUAGCUUGGCGGCCUCAGAGCCCUCCCUGGUGCAGGCGCCCCUGGGACAGGAGGUGCGGCUCUUCUGCCCAGAUGUUGCCUCCAUGGACCUGCACACCAGGUGGCAGAAAGACGGGCAGCCCCUCUCCUCUGACAGACACAGGCUGCAGCCUGAUGGCUCCCUGGUCAUCAGCCCCCUGCGGGCAGAGGACGCUGGCACCUACAGCUGUGGCACCAGGCCAGGCCAUGACUCUUGGAAGAUCCAGCUUCGCAUCACAGGGGGUGACAGGGUGCUGUCUGAGGCUGAGCCAAGGCACUUCCCUCACACCAGGGACCCCGCCCAGGGCCACGGUCCUCAGGACUCCAGCCUAGGGAGGGAUGCUGGGCGCCUGGGGGCCAUCUCCUCCUCUCAUCCGUGGCCCACGGCCAGGCUGCGCCUGGACCACAACCAGCCUGGUGUGGUAGAUGCCCAUCCAGGCCAGCGAAUCCGGUUGACUUGUCGCGCUGAGGGCUUCCCACCCCCAACCAUCGAAUGGCAGAGAGAUGGGCAGACCCUCUCUUCUCCCAGAUACCAGCAGCAGCCCGAUGGCUCCCUGGUCAUCAGCCGAGUGGCUGUGGAAGAUGGCGGCUUCUAUGCCUGUGUUGCCUUCAGUGGGCAGGACCGAGACCAGCGAUGGGUCCAGCUCAGAGUUCUGGGAGAGCUGACGAUCACCGGGCUGCCCUCUACUAUGACAGUGCCAGAAGGUGACACAGCCAGGCUGCUUUGUGUGGUGGCAGGAGAAAGUGUGAACAUCAGAUGGUCCAGGAACGGGCUGCCGAUACGGGCCGAUGGCCGCCGUGUCUACCAGUCUCCAGAUGGCACUUUGCUGAUCCACAACCUGCGGGCUGGGGACCAGGGCUCCUACACGUGCAGCACCUACCUUGGAAGCCAGGCCGUCAGCCGCAGCACUGAGGUGAAGGUGGUCCCGCCAGCACUGGCCGCCCAGCCAAGGGACCCCAGCAGGGAUUGCGUGGACCAGCCGGAGCUGGCCAACUGUGAGCUCAUCCUGCAGGCCCGGCUCUGUGGCAAUGAGUAUUACUCCAGCUUCUGCUGUGCCAGCUGUUCCCGUUCCCAGCCUCAUGCUCAGCCGGCCUGGCAGCAGGGAUGAAGGCUGGCUCUAGCCCCAGUUCUGAAACAACUCAGGGCUGGGGAGAAGGGCAGGGAGACUCUCGCUCUCCCCUCUGUGGCUGGCAAAGGGAGUUAUCUCCUGGAGACAUUGCCCUCUCCUAUCCCCAUUCCGCCCAUUUAGCUUCAGCAGCUGCCAGACCAGCUUCCCUGACAGGACCACAGGUAGCUGUGUGGUCAAGAAGAGAAAUCUGGAUAAGGACACCCUUCACGUUACAACUUGCUGUCAGGUUCUCACUUCAUUUAGAGCUGGAUAGGGAGGGGCAUAACCAUUUCAGUUAACACUUACCUAACUCCUGCUGUGACAGGGAAGGAUUCUUUGCUAGAACUAGAUCUGGGGUCAAGCAGGCUAUUGCUGUAGUCUCUCAGCCUUCUAGGUAGUAAAUAGCAACCAGCUUCAAACCCCUCUAUGUAUAAGGUUAAUAGCAUAACGUUUGUGAAAGCUUUCAACAAAGCAAGGCUCAGUAUAGGGAUUUGGGAUGAAAGAGGAGCAGCUGCAUUAUUAUCUGAGCACGAAGGAACUGGAAAGGCACCUUCCUUUCAUUGGGCAGCUGGAGCCUGAAGCCCUCCUGAGGCCGACACGCAGGGCUGGCUGUGGGGACAGCCUCACGCCUGUAUGGAGAUGAUCUGUGCGCCUGCUCUGUAGUGGGACCACCAAGGAGCCUCUCCUCAAGUAGGAAUCUGUGAAGCAAAGUGUUUGCUGCCAGAUAAAAACAGCAACAGCAGGAUGGGGGGAACAAUGGAGGGGAGGGCAACGUAAUAAGCGGCUUUAGAAAUGGCUUGAGUUUGUGGAAGUCAUUCUUCAUCUCAGAACCUCCAGUUCCUUGCUGCUAAAAUAAGAGGCCUGGAUUCAGUGAGCUUCCGAGUCUUUUUCCACUUGAACUUUCUACAAAUCCUCCCGAGGGUUGGCUGGAGCCUAGUGACAGAGGUUAUUUGGGGACACAGGAAAGGUUUUUUAAUUACCAUGAUGCUGGCUGGGUGAGAGACACAUGGGCCAGAGCACAGGUCUUCUUUCCAUUUAAAAAAAUAUUAAGGAGCACUCCCUUUGAUUUACCAUGGCUGGUUUUGCUAUAGAAAUUGGAAAAGGGCUACUUUCUUGGACUCCCCAGUUCUUUAAACCAGUAUUUGGCCUACUGGUGACAUAUUUUCAGAAGGUAAGUUUGAGAUUAGCCAGCUCUUCUUGGAACUAAUCACAGAAUAGUGGGCUGAGGUUCAAGGUGUGAGUAAAACUCCUCUAAACCACUGGUUCUCAACCCUCUCCACACUGGGGGGAAAAACUGACCCAGGGGUUCCACUCUCCAGAGAUCUGAAUUUAAUUGGUCUGGAGUAUGGGCUGGGUAUGAGGAUUUAAAAGCGCCCCAAGUGAUUUUGAUAAACAUCCAAAGUUGUGAAUCACUGCUCCAGCCCUGGACAUCUGAUUGAGAAUCUUGUUCAAAUGCACAUUCUGCUUACAAGGUCUGGGGUGGAGCUGAGAUUCUGUCUCUCUAACCAGCUCUUAAGCAGCAAGAAUCUGAUGUUAGAGAUGCAUUUAGGAUCAACCAAAGCCUAAAGAAUGAACAAAAAUACGAAUUCUAAGAAUAUACUAGAGCCCUGGCCGGUGUGGCUCAGUUGGAGUGUCAUCCCGUACACUAGAGGGCUGUGGAUUUGAUCCCUGAUCAGGGCACAUACCCAGGUGGUGGGUCCAAUCCCCAGUCCAGGUGCGUGAGGGAGGCAGCCAGCCAAGCGAUGUUUCUCUCCCCCGUUCCUCUCUCUAAAAUCAAUUUAAAAAUAUAUAAAAAUACUAGAAAAUAAGAUUUUCUAGUCA
Messenger RNA from Miniopterus natalensis, 5496 nucleotides. RefSeq names its product papilin, proteoglycan like sulfated glycoprotein (gene PAPLN). Gene Ontology annotation, molecular function: metalloendopeptidase activity; serine-type endopeptidase inhibitor activity. Gene Ontology annotation, cellular component: extracellular matrix. Gene Ontology annotation, biological process: proteolysis; extracellular matrix organization. NCBI's taxonomy places the organism in Eukaryota, Metazoa, Chordata, Mammalia, Chiroptera, Miniopteridae. The record is from RefSeq and is a predicted model, not a curated record.